AGAAAGUACACGACGUAAAAGACCUCACUUGCAACCACCAGACUGCUGUACUUUUUUUAACCACGUGUGCGUGACAAAGAGUUUGUACUUUCCAGGUUUUGGUAGUAUCAACAGUUUUAUUGGCUCGAAAUAGAUAGAAGCCGUAGUCUACUUCACCAGCGCACGAAAAUCAGUUUACACUUUAUUUCCCCUUUCACACAAGCACGUUUCCGACGAUUUACGCGACUUUUCCGGCGGCUGUCUGUCAGUCGUGAGAGACUGUUUUCUUGAAAAGAACAACGCAUUGGGAAUAAUAUAAGAGCUACUUAUAAACAAAAGGGGAAAAUGGAGCAUCAAAGGCAGGAACAAACAGAGGAGAGGGGGAUGAACAGCAAACCUGAUGCGGGCGAACAGCAGAUCUACUACUUCGGGUAUGGGUCGAAUAUGGGCGCCAAGUCGCUGAAGGGCCGAAAAUAUCAAAUGCAAAUAUGUCUGGGCCUGGAAGGUUGCAAGGGUCUUUAUCAUGCACAUUUUGCAUGAGUGAUGAGGUCUGUGAUGCGCAGGUCCUAGCAUCACAGAUUUUUUGAGAGAGCUUCUUGAUGCUUAGUUAUCACGCAUGAGAAAUGUUGCCCUCUUCGCGUACCAAGAACUGAACUCCUCUGACUGCUCAUGCAAGACAAAUAUUUGAUAGAAUCCGCAGGCAGCAUCACAAGUUUUGCAUUUCCUUAAAGACCGAGACAUAUUUGCGCGCGAUACAAAAAUCCUUCGGGACUGCGAACCCGACCGAGAAAACGGGGGCUGCGUAUCCCGUGUAAAAACGUCCCCACCCCAUAGUCAUGUUGGGAACUCAGCAACACAAAUCCACAAGUUCUGGGCGUCACGCGUGACAGAUUUUGCGCUGUAUUGGGGUGCAGGUUAGCAAGGACAGCCGCAUCCCAAAUCCAUUUUUCUGUCGUGUAUACAGCAUUACAUAUGCCAAAACACAACUGAAGGUGCCUUUCACAGGGAGGCGCAUUCCAAGUAUUCCUGCGCUUGCAAAAAAGAAAAUAAUCUGCAUGACAACUUUGGGGUGGGGACGUUUUUGUUUUUCCUUAGGAUACUGAGUCGUGGUUCCCUACGAUACGAAUCUUUAUCAAGUGCAAAUAUUUCUGGGUUCGGAAGAAAAUAGACAUCUAUGCUGCAGUUUUUGCACCUGCAUAAAGCAAGGAGGUCUACUAGUAUGCACAUGGAGCAGCAACAUGAGAAGUUCUGCGAAGUAGGCGUCUUCUUGAUAUGCACUCCUGCACCAUGAAAAAUCCCCACUCCUAGAGACAAGAGGAAUCGCACUUCUGUUCUGGACUACGCAAGAACACAGAUUUUGUUUGGCUGUUCCAGAAGCAGAAUUGGCAUCACAGGUCUGCACCUUUGCAGGAGACCCAGCUAUGUUUGCAACGUAUAAGAAUAUUCGUGAUGGUCAUCUACCCGAUUUGAUUCCCGCCGGAGGUACGACAGCAUCAAAAGCGAAGGACGGUGACGGAGUUGCAGCUGCAACUGCAACAAGCGACCCUGACACACAACUUCUAUCAAAUGUAAAAAUGUCUGGGUCUGGAAAAUUAAAACUUGUCAUGCUAAAUCCGAAUAAUGCAAACAUCUGUGUUGCAUGAGUGCCAAAAGCUGUCCACUUUCGACCAAGUUGGGAGGGAGUUUCUCAUGCGGGAUAGGCAUGGCAAGGACCUCACAGACUCUGUCAUGCUAAAACCUGCAUUCCAGACCUUAUGGGACAUGGAAAAUCUGCAUGACAAAUCUCGCAAUCUUCCAGACCCAGACAGUUUUACAUUUGAUAACUUCCUAAGCCAACCCAUCGGACGGUGCCAGCCAUCCUGAGGAACUACCAGUUGAUAUCAAAAUGUGAAAAAUUCCCCCUCUUCAGAGGCAUCAACUGGAAAUCUGUGACGCGGGAUUUGUGUAAGUACUUACACCGUUCAGCUUUGUCAUGCAGUAGAGCACUUCUGCAGGCAGAUGCCCACCCUGGGUAGAGCGGGGUUUAUUUGCCGUAGGCGUGUAGUAUGGUAGACGCUCCUUUCCCUGUAGGCCUAACAGCAUCGCAAACGGCGCAAAUUAUAAUGCAGCUGACCCUUUUGAUUUGCCCUCUGGCAACAUCAAGACAGUCAUAUCAAAUCGACGGCGCAAAUCUGCAAAUCCGUGCUGUUUCCAGUCGAGGAGGGGGGAUAAUUUUUCCGCACGAUAGUUGACCUUUGACCUGCCCGGCUUCCCCCUGGCCGAGCUAUCAAAUGCAAAUAUGUCUGGGUCUGGAAACUUGUGAUGCAAAUCUACGAAUUGUGGGCGCAGUACAAUAUCAGCCCAGCAUGACAAGUUUUUGCGCUGCUGUGUAUUUCGUUUUUCGCAUGACAAACUGCGUUUUUGCGCGACAGGCAAGAGGCCCUUUUCCUGCUUCUGUAUCACGGUCUUGCUUCCAGACAAAACACCAGACAUAUUUGCAAUUGAUGCGAGCCCUCCUGGGCCAACAUCCAGCGGGCGGAGAACGCGGAAACGCAAGGAGUGUUGAUUACGCUUUGCAAAUAUAUCAUCUGGGUCUGGACUUGUGAUGCGAAACUUCCAGGACAAAAAGAUCUCAGAUCUUUCUGUGAUGCAUGACGAGGAGUAAUGGCGAGAUUGAUACUUCUCGUAGUGGAGGGCAGUUCGUGGUUCUAGUUCUAGACGCAACUGCGGUCGCAAGAAGCCACGGAAUAAUUGUCAUGCUGGUAAAAGAAGCGCCGCACAAGGGUACUAGCUUGUGCGUCGUACGAAGAGAGUAGACCACCAUCCCAUGACAAAUUCGAAUUGGCUGUGUCUUUCCGGACGCCCAGGGACGAUAUUUGCUUUCGAUACUGAUUAUCAAAUGCAAAAAUGUCUGAGUCUGGAAGAGUGCAAACUUGUCAUGCAUGUUUUCCAUGCCCCCCGAGGUCUGCAAUGCAGCACCUAGCAUGAGAGGUUCUGCGAAGUCUCUAUCAUGUCUGUCCUGCAUGACAAACUGCCGCCAAUCUUGUUCAAGCGUGGACACCUUUGGGUGAUCAUGCAACACAAAUUUUUGCACUAUCCAGACUUAGCAUGACAAGUUGCAUCCUUCCAGACCCAGACAUUUUUGCAACGCAUACUGAUCGAGAUGACCCGAAAAGACUUCGACGAGAAAAUUGUGGCCACAGAGCACCAGGCGUAUCAGGUCAUCGAGGUCUCCUGUGAGGUCGAUGUUGAGAACAAUCCAGUUUUCUUAUCAUUUGUAAAACUUUUCGCACCCCAGAGUUGUCAUGCAGAUUCGCAAUGACGGGAACAUUUGUAAUGCGCAUCUCCAUGAGAGGCGUUUCUAGUCUUGUUUUGGCAUUUCUAAUGCUGUAACCAGGAUGAGCAGAUGGAUUUGUGAUGCGUUUGUCCCUGCUAACCUGUACCACACUGCGGACUGCAAUUUGUGAUGUGUGAGUCCCAAAACUUCUACGCUUGUGUUGCAAAUAAAUCCCCUUCUUGACUCUGAGGUGGGCGGGACGUUUUUACUUAGCAUAUUUCUCCGCCUACCUUGGCGGAAAAAAACGCAUCCCCGCACUCACCCUGCACGUGCCAGAGCCGUGGAAGGUCCGGGACUUGUCCUGGCGCACGGGAGCCUGCAGCUUGCGGCGCUGCAGGGACAGAGCGGCGAGGAAGAAAGAUGAAAAGCCUGCUUGUUGUACGGAGGUGGAAAAUAUUAAAACAGGCGAUGCUGCCGGUGGUCCACCAGGUAAAGAAGAAGCUACGGGCACGACAGCAAGCAAGAAGACAAAAAAAGACGGAAAAGUCGUUCCGACCUACAUCCCGCCGGCGGAACGGUACUUGAAGUUGCUGCAAAUGGGCGCCUACGCAUUGCAAAUAUGUCUGCUUCUGGAAGUAGGAUGCAAGCUUGUGAUGCUCUUUGUCUGUGGUCAUACAAAAAUCUGUCUUGCGCGAGAGGUAAAAGUUGCGCUUUUGUUAAGUACCUUGAUAAAGCCUCUGAUGCUACGCUAUGCCUUCCGGACCUCCUAGCUAUUGAGACAAGAGCUGCAUGGCAAGAAAUUCGGUACCUUGCCAGACCCAGACACAUUUGCAUUUGAUAGCGCCGAGGAGCAGGGACUGAGUAAAGAGUACCAGGAGUUUCUGUAUCAGACAAAAUAAGCACAAAUUGUAGCUUGGUACAAAGUUUUCCGGGCCAAGGAGGACGACGAAAAUCAAAAUCGCAUAGAAUUAUGAAAUUACUGCGCACGGGAUUGCUCCACCUGCAUCUUGCAUCGGGCAACUACUUCUUGGUGUAGGCAUAAGGACGCAUAGUGAAGAUCACUUUUGUAGUACUACAGUAAUUGUCCCAAAAAUGGGAGCAAAAUCUUUUGCCAUGAAAAGUUUAUCUUUGGACAGCAGUGCCACAACUUCCUCCCGGGCCCCGGUCUGCUUUGGUUCUAGAAAGUCAUUUUUUCCCUGCAUACGCCGCAACAGUUGCCCUCUCUCGAAGAUUCCACGAGCGGAAAAAUCUUCGGUACCUGCCUCCGCGUCUUUUGGGGGAAGAUUUUUUGCACAGCGCUCUUCCUGCUCGUGCAGGGAAUUUUGCUGUAUGGAAGGGGAAACAAGCUGUGUUAGUGCAAGUCUGUGAUGCGAUUCAACAUGCAGAGCAAUUGUAGAAUUAUUAGGUGGCCAACUUCUACGCGCCGGUCUUCAUGCAUUGCACAGUCCUCCCAACCGUGUUUGGGUUUCCGUUUCCCUCUUCUAUCUGCGCAUGGCAAGGAGGUUUUUUUGUCAUGCCCGACAGUGGUCAACAGAUUCGUAAUGCUGUUUGUUCCCAUACAAAUUGGAUGCUAACACAGUUUUUUUCUUGGAUAUUUAUCGCACGCUGCGCAUUCCCAUUAAGUACUCCUGGGCGGUGCUUGUUUAUUCGAUAAAGACCUAUCCUGAGUUGUAAAAACGUUUCCAUCCCAUACUUAUUUGUCAUGGAAAUGUGCAAGCGUAAAAUCUUUGUCAUACGCAGGAGCGUUUUUUUAAUGCCCUCUGGCAGUUUGUCAAGCUAGAUUCUGGGUAAGCUGAUCGAGAUUGACUAGGGAUGCAGCUGCAGUUGCUCCGCACGAUUACACUGGAAGACCACACUUGUCAUACGUGAGUCGUCCCAAAACUUCUGGAUUCGUGUUGCAAAGUGCCCAUCGCCAUUUUGACUCUGGGGUGGGGACGUUUUUACUCAGGAUAAUACCCACCCGCUCUUCUGGGUCGUGAUGCUUUGCCUUCGGUACUGCCCGAAAAGAUUUUUGUACGCAGACAACUACGGCCGGGGAAAGGAUGUAACCGUCUGUCUGUCCUUCCCAGAGUUUGUGGAGGUAUCGAAAGGAAAAAUCCCCCCUCCCCCUAUCAAAACGAAAUUUCUGAUGCUGGAUUUGUCUACACAAAUCCGUGUAUUGCUGGAGAGCACUGCAGGCCCAUACUACGUGUGAGCAGAGAGGUUUUUGCCUCGGCACUUAGCAUGAAAAACAUCCGCGCUGUAGGCCCAACAGCAUGUCAAACCGCCUGCACAAUGCGGCGGCUGUCUGUGGAGUUGCCUUCUUGCAAGACAGACACGAUUUGUGGCCACAAAUCAGCAUCACAAAUUUCCACCAAAA
Molecule: messenger RNA, 5594 nt
Organism: Amoebophrya sp. A120
Lineage: Eukaryota; Dinophyceae; Syndiniales; Amoebophryaceae
Source: the annotation of a GenBank genome assembly